This is a messenger RNA of Macrobrachium nipponense, 5093 nucleotides long. It is a transcript of the gene HDAC11, whose product is annotated as histone deacetylase 11-like. The coding region runs from base 120 to 1193 and encodes 357 amino acids. NCBI's taxonomy places the organism in Eukaryota, Metazoa, Arthropoda, Malacostraca, Decapoda, Palaemonidae. Gene Ontology annotation, molecular function: histone deacetylase activity. The record is from RefSeq and is a predicted model, not a curated record. Gene Ontology annotation, cellular component: histone deacetylase complex. The transcript has 9 exons.
AGUUGUAUUAUUUGGAUAUUUUGCAGCAUGUUUGUUUUCACAAUUGAUAAACAUUGGGGGGAGGAUCAGGGGCUCCUUAGAUGAUGUGGCAAGAAAAGAUUUAAGUACAGUACUUUACCAUGGCUGAGUGUUCAUCUGUAAAUAAAAUGGCGUCUGUCUGCCCAGAAGAGUCCACAGAAAAUGAUGCCAUGCCAAGAGAAAUGGCUGGUGAAAGCAAAUUAUACAUUGAUAUUGGGUCUGAUCAAAUUCCAAUUGUGUAUAGAGAUGAAUACAACAUACGUCUUUGUGGCAUGGAAAAACUACAUCCUUUUGAUGCCGGAAAAUGGGGUAAUGUUGUGAAGUACCUAAAGAAGCGUCAGCUGGUAAAAGAUACAACUUUGGUGGCCCCUAAUGAAGCAUCAGAGGCAGAUUUAAGACUAGUUCACACAGCAUCGUAUUUGCAAAGUCUCAAGUGGAGUGUCAAUGUAGCCAAAAUUACUGAAGUCCCACCAGCAGCCCUUGUACCUAAUGUCUUGUUGCAAAAGAAAGUUUUAAAACCUUUUAGGUACCAAACAGGAGGUAGUGUUCUGGCAGGAAAAUUGGCUGUGGAACGUGGUUGGUCAAUAAACAUUGGUGGAGGUUUUCAUCACUGCUGUGGGAGCAAAGGUGGCGGUUUUUGUGCAUAUGCUGACAUAACACUUACUAUUCAUUUCCUUCUCUCUCAUUAUCCAAAGAUUAAAAAGGUCAUGAUCAUUGAUUUAGAUGCUCAUCAGGGUAAUGGACAUGAACGUGAUUUUAUUGGUCGUAAAGACGUUUAUAUUAUGGACAUGUAUAAUAAGCAUAUUUAUCCCAACGACACCUUCGCAAAGGGAGCAAUUAAGCGCAAAGUUGAACUUAGUGCUUUUACAGAAGAUGAUGAAUAUUUGGAAAAAGUUAAUACGCAUGUAGAGGGUGGGUUGAAUGAGUUCAAUCCUCAUGCGGUAAUCUAUAAUGCUGGCACAGACAUAAUGGAAGGUGAUUCAUUAGGCCUCUUGUCUGUAACUAAACAGGGAAUCAUCAAAAGGGAUGAGAUCGUCUUUCAAAAAGUGUCCCAGCGGAAAAUUCCAAUUGUAAUGGUGACAAGUGGAGGAUACCAACGUACCACCGCAGCUGUCAUAGCAGAUUCCAUUACCAACUUGAAUAAGAAAGCGUAUAUCGACUUGUCUGUACAGUAAUCAAAGCUAUUAAUUCCCUAACUUAAUAGAAGGUUUUGCUUUGUGUUCCUGGAUCUGUCCUACAUAGUUGCAGGUAUUUUAAUGGGUAUUUUAUGAUAAAUUUGUUUGUAUAAAAGCUUGUUUUAAUUGUCUUUGGUUAUUUAAUCUAUAUCCGAUUUACACAAGAUCAUUUGGCUUGAGGAUAAUACUUUUUAAUGUCUUUUAUAUACAAAUAAAACAUUUCUUUGGGAUGCUCUAAUUCACAAAUUUUUAAUUCAGUUGUCUCCUGCUUUUUCAUUUUUAAUGUUUGUCCAUUACUUAAGUAAGAGCCAAAUUCUUUAUUUUUCAAGUGUGAUUGGAGUCUUAAUAUGAAAGAAAUAGGUAAUCAUGCAAGUAUUUUUGAUAUGUAGGAGAUUUUUGUAUGCUACAGCAAGUGGUUGUUUUCUUCAGGGUAUACUACAGUUUUGAACAGGUUGUCAGACCCCAUUCAGGUCUAAUGCGUAAAGUAAAAAGAGCCAUGUGAUUUUCUUGACCUUUUAUAAUACCUUCAAUUUUGCCAGCUCUUCCCUCAUUCCUAAUUACCAAGAUUUUUUUUUUUCAUGUUCAUCUUUUCUCUUGGAGAUUUCAAUCUUAGUUGCUCUAGUCUUUCGAAGUCUCUUUCUUAAAUAUUCAAAACACACUUUAGUCUAUCUCAGACAGACCUUGUGAAUCUUAAAAUGCCCCAUUUUGAAUACCAGUUGGACUUCAAGGCAAGGAUCAUGAGACCUUUGUUUUGUAACUUACUGAUAUUAUUGCUUAUGAUAGUAUACCCUAGUGCCUGAAAAAAAGCUUAGUCAGCUACACAUCUUGCUUGCAACUUUAAUCUUUAACAAUGUAAAAUCAUUUAUUGCAAAUCUCUCUCCAGCUGUCACCAACUGCACAAGAUUGGCUCUUUCUGAAUUUUUAGUAGUUUUCCUGAGGAUUGCUGACUUACCCUCCUUUUAUCUGCAUUAUAGAUUUUUUAUGUAUGUGAGUAUUACUUAGUUAUUUUCCAUCUCAAUCUAAGUAUAAAAUGAUGCAUGGAUCUUCAGUAUCCAUUACGUAUAUAGACUCCAGAAGCAUAACUUUCAAGAUAAAGUUUCUGGACACAGGUUAAUUUUCUUUUCUACUAAGUUUUCUUUUUAUGAAUAGUAGUGUAUUCCCUCUGCAGGUGGUCCCUAACCCAUGUAAGUGGACUGUUUCCUAGAAAUGUAAGUUAAGCUGCGUGAAUGUGAAUUUUAGCCAGAUAAAGUGUUCACAAAGACAUAAGAAUAUAAAAGUAAUUAUUCAAGAAUACAUAUGGUAAGUACUGCCAAAUAGAAAUGAUAACCAAAAAUGUAGAUUCCAACUUAAUAGAAAAAUAAAUGGAUUACCAUAGAUUGAAGCAGACACUAAUUAUAGUGUGAGUAAUUUUGCUCAUUUUAUGCUAGUACUUUGAUAUUAAUUUGUUAUAUGAUAUUAAUGGCUGGUGGAAAAGGUUCAUCUCAGGAAAAUGACACAUGCUUGGAAUGGGCCAAAAUUUAUCUUCAUUAGCUCUGAACUUGGUUGUGCACCGUGGCUUUGAGUAGUUUCAUUGAUAUGAGCUUUGCAUCAUUUGGUAAUGAAUAAUCUCUAUUACGUAGCUUACUUUCAGAGUUCAUCCAAUCUUUAUCAACAUUUUGUCAUCAUGUUUAGGGAAAAUAAAUGAUAAGAACAUUAAUAUGCUGCAUGCAGCCAGUGGAUGACUAAAUAAAAAAAAAAUGCUGCCAUUAAUGCCAUCUUUUGAAAAAAAAUUGGGGUCAAAUAUUCUCAGAGUGGCAGGAGGUCAAAAGGCAGAGUUUGCAAACUAAAUUUACCGUAUAUACUCGUGUAACAUGCGAUCUCGCAUAUCAUGCGACCCCCAAAUUUUCACCCUAAAACAAUGACUUGAUCAUGUAUCUUGUGUAACAUGGGAAUUCAAUUUUUGAGACAAAAUUACAAUAGGCUAACCUCUUUUCCUCGUGUUUAUCUGUCCCAUUUUCUAGUUAGGCUAACCCCUUUUCCUCCAUCUCUUUAUCUAAAAGAGAAAGCAAAAAGUAUUGUCAGUAAUGUUAUACUUGUUGUGUAAAUGCAUACAGCCAGAAACAGCUGAUUUGCUAUGAACAACCGAAUCCGAUAACUACAGCAGUUUCCUUGCAUUUCAACCAUCAUAUGAUAGUAAAAAAUUACUGUAGUUAUGUUACAAAUGAUGCUAAAUAGAAUAGGACUGAUUUAUUUUUACAUUACUAUACUGUAUCCUCAUUCCGAACUCGCUAUGAAGAAAAGAUUGGGAAGGUCGUAUACUGUUAGUUGUAGCUGAAGCUGAGGAAAAGAAUGUUCAUCUGCUAACGACUAUUAUCAUGCAUUGGCAACAUGGAACCUUCGGUAUAGCACCAUCAAAAUUGACCGUUAACAAAAUUUGAGAGAAAUGUGUUUUAAUGGAAACUAUUUGGCAUGAAAGAACACAUUUUACUGUGUUCACUCCAAUAAAAGCUAUAUAUGUAAAGCUCGUAUUAUUCUGAUGAAAUCAAGUGAAAAUAUCGAACGCAAUCUGUUGAUUUUUUUACACAAUAAACAUGCCCUCAGCGCCAUCUACUAAUGAAAAAAAUAACUAAAUUUCGUUCACAACGAUACGAAUUCAAGUGAUAUUUUGACUUGAACACACAUUGUAUAACAUAAAAUAACCUUGUCCCAUAUCAAUAGAGUAUCUUGAGAUUCAUUUACACUAAUUAGAAGCAAGAAUAUCGCUCUGAUUUGACUUCAGUACAGCAAAAUAAACUUUCCCGCAAUCGUCCUCGGCUGAUUUCCAAACCAAAACAUUGAUUGCUAUUUUUGUAUUUUAUAAUACAACAAUAGUAAUAUGAAAAUACAUACAACAAUAGUAAUAUGAAAAUACAUACAAUAUUAUUUGAUGCAGUGAAGUAGGGCAUAACUUUUUGAAAGAUCCAUGGAAAAGAUGCAUAUUCAUUAUGUUUGUAUUUUAUCAAACAAUACUAGUAUGUGAACAUUACAUAAGCUAAUUUUAAAUCUCGUGUAAGAUGCGAUCCCCUUAAAAUUAUCUCCAAAAUUAGGUCUUCAAAAGUUGCAUGAUGUGCGAGUAUAUAUGGUAUUUUAAAUUCAUGGAUUUGCUACAAAAUUAUGAAUAAAAGUAAAUAGGGUUUAUGCAAGUUCAGGAGUUUGUAAAGGUUGAUUAGUAUUUAUUACCCCUCUUUUGGAGACUUGUAUCCAGCCUGUGAUAUAAUUUACAAAUUAUUGUGGCUUUUUGGUUGAAUAUAUGAUGUUAUUUUAGCUAUAGUAUUUUAUAAGAAAUAUAGAGUUUAUUUUUGAAGUUUGUACAAUGAUUUCAAGCUAAUGGCAUAACUUAUCAUUGCAACCUUAAGGCACUUAGUAAAAUCUUCUGUUUUGUGAAAUAGUUUUCAGACAGUGGUUUAUUAUCUAAGUUUAUAUUAAUCUCUGGUUAUUUUAUUCAUUCAAAUCAUGUAAAAUGUUGUGCAAUUGUUUUUGGUUAUUUAGGUUUUUCUCCCUUCUCUCUUUGAGCACAAUUUUUCAAAGAAAACAUGUUCAACUCAGAGAGUGAAAAAUUUUAUGGCCCAAAGAUUGGGAGCUAAAACUAUCUGUGUUUUAGAAUAGGAAACCUAAAUGUUUGCUAAUGAAAUUACUCGAGUUUAAUCUCUUGAAAUUAAAGCAGUAUCAGCAGUCAUGUAGAGAAGAGCCUUACUUUGAAUAUAGUUUUAAAAUCAAACUCAUUGUCAGGAAACACAGGUCAUAAUGACUUGAAAAACUUUGUUCAUGAUUCUCCUAGCUUUAAUAGUUUUUAGUCUCAGAAAAGGAACCGAGUGAUACAAACUGUGCAAUAGAAAUGGUGUGGCUAUAGAAAAACAAGUAUGUACUACAUUAAAUGAUGUA